Messenger RNA from Ectocarpus siliculosus, 1817 nucleotides. Lineage: Eukaryota; Phaeophyceae; Ectocarpales; Ectocarpaceae. The record is from the annotation of a GenBank genome assembly.
AUGGACGUCUGGUGUAAGGAAAUCGAUGUAGAGAGGUUUAACCCCAAGUUCGCAUGCAAGGAGAUGCGGUCGAGGCUGACGGACGGCCACCCGGAGGACCCCCUCAUCAUCUACGUCGGCAGGCUGGGGGCGGAGAAGCGCUUGAGGGACAUUAAAGGAGUUCUCGAGAGGAAUCCCAAGGCCAGGCUGGCGUUAGUCGGCAAGGGGCCGGACUCCGACGCCCUCAAGGAGCACUUCUCGGGCACCAAGACAGUGCUCACGGGGGUCAUGAGCGGGGAGGCUCUGAGCCAGGCCUUCGCCUCUGCUGACGUGUUCGUAAUGCCUUCGGACAGCGAAACCCUGGGCUUCGUGGUGCUGGAGUCGAUGGCCAGCGGGGUCCCUGUGGUUGGGGCGAACGCGGGGGGUAUCCCCGACCUCAUUGAGGACGGGAAGACCGGCUACUUGGUGCCCGCGGGCGACGUGGAAGCCAUGUCAGAUCGCGUCAAGGCUCUGCUAGAGGACAAGGCUCUUCGUGGGAAGAUGAGCAAGGCCGGGAGGGAAGAGACGGAGAGGUGGUCUUGGGAGGCGGCAACUUCGGUGUUGAGAAACGUGCAGUACCAAAAGGCCAUCGUCAACUUCAAGUCGCGCGCUCUCGGCGGUCUGGGCAAGCCCCGAUCGAGGACGAAGCUCCGCAUGGCGGGAUACCGCUUCCGACGAUCCGUCUCGGCUGCCAAGGGCGCGGUUCUUUUCCCUUUCCGCGCGUUGAAAGCUCUUUUGGCGACGCGGAGCGAGGACGCGGUGGUUGCGACAGCAGCAAACGAGGCGUAAUCAGGCCGGGCAAGCCCCUUACCGACACCGACGCUGCUGCUGCUGCUGCUGGGGCUGUUUGUGACGGUGGCUGUAAUUGUGGGAAGGCUUGUCUGUUUGGAGUCGUGGCCAGGCUUCAGCAGCUGCAUCUGCUGCUUCUGUUGUUUGUAGCGGUGUUUGCGAUUGUGGGGAGAUUGUUGGUGUCAGCUCGGGAUCGGGGUUCGGCGGCUGCCGCUGCUAUUGCUGCUGCUGUCCAUCUCGAAAGAUGCAUCCUUUCUCGGAGCUUGGCCGCAAAGACAUCCGCGAAGCAAAGGGCAAGAGAGAAUCAUCCCUUUUGUGGCUUGCUCUUGGUCUUGUCUAUCGUCAUGGGGUGGGAUGUAGCGGCGAGCGUAAAUACUCCUCCCACCCCUUGGGUCAGCAGAGAGUCAUGUAUUUGAUUGUUGUGUGCUGCUGUAGGGCCCAAGAGUUUGAGAGGAGGGAUAGAAUCGUGGCAAGGAAAGCCGUGGGUAGGCACGACGGCGGCGUCCUGCCCUGAACGCGCCACCGAUUGUUGGUGUUGGUUGUGUUGCGGAUUUGGACUCCUGCCGCAGACAGCAGUCCGAGGGCUAUAGCCUCCGGAGAAGGGGCGCGAGGCGGCGAAGCGGAGAGGAUGAUGGCAUGGUUUUUUUUUUGUCGUUUUUUUUUUUAUUGUGCUUUUCGCUCCGAGGGUGUGUGUUGCCUCUCUUUUCGACGAGAUACAGCGGUACGGGUUAGAAGCAAGGAGAGGUUGGUGCCCACCGCAAAGGUGGAGAAACACACGUUGUAGAUUUGUUUUUUCGAAGGCAAGCAACGGCAGGAAAACCAACUUUUUCUCUGCCGGGUUGCGCCUCUGACACGUUGACGGUGACACCGACUUGUUCAGGGUGUUUACUCCUUCACCCACUGCUGCUGCUGCUGCUUUGAGCGAGGUUUCGCGGCUGGUGUGGUAAGAUAGCUCAAUACGUAGCCCGGUUGUUCCAGUGGCGCGGCAGAUAGCGGUUGAGGGGGGGGGG